AUGCUCGAAGGGUAUGCAGAUAACAGAGAUGGUGAGUCGCUUCACCAACUCUUCGAUAGAAUGCCUUCUCGACAUUUAGUGUCAUGGAAUACAAUGAUUGCUUUUCAUGUUCAAGUGGGUGAGUUCAGGCAGGCAAUCGAGGUCUUCCAGAGAAUGCAAGAAAAGGGUAUUCAGCCGAACCCAGUGACACUUAUUAGUGUUUUAUCUGCAUUUGCCUGUCUGGGUGCACUUGCUCAAGAAAGGUGGAUUCAUGCCUACAUAGACAAGCAUGGAAUUGAGCUUGACGAGAACCUCGGGUCAUCACUUAUUAACAUGUACGCCAAGUGUGGGUGCUUAGAAGGUGCAAUUCAAGCAUUCUAG
Nelumbo nucifera (sacred lotus) is the source of this 360-nucleotide messenger RNA. NCBI's taxonomy places the organism in Eukaryota, Viridiplantae, Streptophyta, Magnoliopsida, Proteales, Nelumbonaceae. The record is from RefSeq and is a predicted model, not a curated record.